CUGUAAGCCCAAAGUUCCUUGUGUUGUGUACUUUGGUUCCUAUGGAGAUGUAAGGAAGUACUGACCUUCAGCCAAUCCUGCAGCAGUUUUGCAUUUCAUACGGCAGGUCUCUAGUGGCUUCUUCACGGGCCAGAAACGAUAUUCUACUGAGGAAGAAGAGUCUCUCUUCUGUUUCUAGGCCUUUAAGCAUGGCUGUAUGAAGUGUGUAGCUGCAGCGCUAUUAGCCACGGAAGAUCUACAAUGACCACAGCUGACACAAUACAUGCAUCACACAGUGUUAAAGAAUGGCAUUUGGAAAGCUUAGGGUUGCUUGCAGGAGGCACAAAGAGCCUGGAUCAAAAUCAGACUACAGAAAUUUUGAAGACACGGUUCAGUACUUGGACACCUAUUGAAAACAAAUCUCUUAACAAUCAGCUCUUUCAGGAAAGAGUCAGACUGAUAAGUCACUGGUUUGACCUGUGGACGGACAAGCAGCGCAAGCAGUUUCUCCAUGGCAUAUUGAUCAAGUGCAAUAAGUCACAACUGAAGUUUGCUGAAAGAUGGUUUGUAGAGAAUAUCCCAGUGACCAAAGUGGAUUUCACCACUGUAUUGCCACGUUUCAUAUCUUUGUACAUAUUCUCCUUUCUCAACGCUAAGGACCUUUGUGCAGCGGCCCAAGUCAGCUGGCAUUGGAAGUUUUUAAGUGAACAGGAUUGUCUGUGGAUGCCGAAAUGCAUUAUGUUUGGAUGGUUUCUACCAUACUUUCCUGAAAAAAAUGAGUAUAGUGCUUGGAAACAACAUUAUAUUGCUUGUGCAGCUGACCUGGAUUACUUAACUCCGAGGGAAGUUGCUGGGUCUUAUGGAACACUGAGUGAACCUAAACCAGAAAAUGAAGACCAAAAAGAAAAACUACGUGAAAGAUGUCUGCGGAAAAUUAUGAGAGAGAGAUUGACUGUAUGCAAAAAGGAAUUAAUCAAAGCUCGUCCACCUUGGAACUCGGGAUUUUACAGAUCUGGAUUUCAACCAAAGUUGCCCCAGACUGUCCAUGACCGAGUUAGAUCAGCAGCAGCAUUGUUUCUGAUGAAGAAUGGAACACCUUCCCCGAAGGAAAUGCUCUUCAAACAUAUUUCUGCAGAUGCUAAAUCUGUGCCAUGCAUUGGUCUGGAAGCUGAGACACUUCCAAAAAGAAAGAACGCUGCUGGCAGCUGCUCUGAUCUUGUCUUACCUCACAGACUUCAUCGGACUGUUUUACAAAAGGACCCUAAUGAAACACAUUCCCCUCAGCUACGUCUUCUCUUGAUAUCAUCCCAUAUUCCUGCUUAUGAGAUGAUUGUGGACAGUAUUAAGCCUGGAGUGAUUCCUAUAGUAUAUGAUCAUAGUGGCACAACCUUGGAAAGCCUCCUUUAUUAUGUAGGAAAGGCCUUGGAUGGCCAAACGGCAAAGAGUAUUGGGAUUAUUACUGAUGGAGACUCCAGAGGGAUUAACCUGCUUCAAGGCUGUAGCGUCAGUACCAAGAACCUUCUUAAACCUGAGGUGAAAGAAUUUUGGGCAAAGUUAAGAAGCUGUGUGAUGCAUCAGGAAGGUGGUUAUAUAGACAUCUUUGUCCCUCUGGCAGCUUCAGAGGCAGGAAUGGAGGUCCUUUCCCAGCUGUCUCAUCUAACUGGACUGUUUUUCCGAACUCCUGCAGGAAUAGCAACCGGAUCAUAUCAACACAUUCUCAGUGAGUGGUUGGGAAACCAGAAAGAUAGUCCUCCUCCCCCAUCCAUCUACUUCACUGAAGCAAAACUGCAAUUGUGGCUAAGAUUCACAGAAUUGCUGGAAGAUGCACUGAAGGCUGUCAGGAAAAACCUGAGACCCUAUUUUUGUGAUUUGCAGAAGAACAUGACUGGCAAGAUUCUUGGUCAAAUUAUGUUUGAUGCUGUGAGCUGGUCAGAUGUUCAAGAAAAGCAAAGAAUAGCCGAGGUUUUGGUUGAAGGAUUAGUUGAACUCUCAAGAGGAAAUGAUGAAAAUCCUUUUGAAUUUCUAUCACGCUUCCUGAUGAGGAAAUAUAAUAAAAAGGAAGAACUCAAAAGCCAGGUUCUGACAACCGAAAGCAAUCCAGAAGCAAGCCUUGGUGUGUCAGUUAAGACCAGCAAACUUGAUAAAGAGAUAGCAGAGAAGCGCAAAAGCUUGGCCAGAGAACUUCUCUUAAGUGAGAGGAACUAUGUGAACAUGCUGGAAAUUGUACGAGAUGUUUAUGUUAAACCACUAAAGGCCGCGCUGGCCUCACAUCGAAUCAUCCUAAGCUAUGCCAAUGUUCAGACCAUCUUCUCUGAUAUCUUGAACAUCCUACAACUGAAUAGGUGGUUUUCAGAUGAGUUAACACAAAGACUUAAUGAAUGGAACCCAGCCCAAAAAUUAGGAGACCUGUUCAUUCAAUUUUGCCAGCAACUUCAAACAUACACAAACUUCUUCAACAAUUAUGCAGUAAUUCUGAAAACUAUAGACAAGUGCAGGGAGACUAUUCCAGUAUUCCGUGCCUUUCUGAAGAGACAUGACAAGACUGUUGCUACUACUAUGAGAAGCCUCCAAGAAUUUCUGUUGUGCCCAUCUAAGAGGAUUGAAGAGUACGUCACGCUCCUGUAUGCUCUGAGGCUUCACACUCCUCCAGAACACACUGACCGUGAAGAGCUGACUCCUGCAAUUAAGCAAAUGAAACAGUUCAAGGAUUACUUAGAUCAGCUAAAACUGAAUGUUGGCAGAGAUGAUCAGAUAUUAACUACACAAAGACGUAUCCAAGGAUGUCCUAAGUUACUGAAAGCCAAUAGGUAUCUAAUUGCGAUGCAAGAUGUAGCCCAGCUAAACUGCUGCUCAGAGAGAGUCCAUAUGCCAUUCAGGCUGUAUGAGCACACCCAUGAUCUUAGCCUCUUCCUUUUCAACGAUAUACUUGUUAUCUCACAGCGCAGCAUCUCUUACAAACCAUUCGAACGCAUCUCACAUGUUACUCACCAAUUCUUGGCAGUGGUAACACUUCAUCAACUCCUGGUUGAAGAUAUUCCAGAUUCCAAAUAUAUCAAGAAUGCUUUUCUUCUGCAAAGUCCCAGGUGUCAAAUGAUUUGUUCUACAGAGGACCAUGACAAGUUUACAUGGCUUUCUGCACUGCAAAGGGCAAUUAUCUGCAAUAUUGAAGAUAAUGUAAAUUGUUCUUAAAAUUUCCCAGCUUUAUUUACUACCUCACCUUCCUGCCGCUUGUAACUGUCAUGCAGCUCCCAAAAGAAAAAGGUAACCGUUCAGUGUCUACAACAGACAUGGGGAAAUCAGGCUGACCAAGGGCCUCAUUUGGCCAGUGAGGCUGUUUCCCUGAUACUUCAUGUCAUGGGUGAUGUCUGGUGAGGGCCAAAUGGACACAAAACUGCCAACACACAAUCCGGAGCCUUAACAGUGCACUCCUGAUUGCAUCUUGGUAAGGGAAGCUUGCCGAGAGCAAGCCAGCUGGGAUUGGUUGUGCUACUGAGUUCCCCCCAUUGAGAAUUUUGUAGAUAGUAGUGCAUCAGUAGAAAACAAAGGUGACAGGUGAUGACUUCAAAGCUGCUGGGAUCAGCUGUGUAGCUGCCCCUUGCAGAAAGUGGAGCUUGAAGUCAGCACUGAUCAGAUGAUUGGUGGAAACUUCAAACCCUGUUUAGGCUUGUAGCAUGGGGGAAGCCAGAGAUCCAGAUGGCUAGACCUAGUUCCCUGCCCCUGCCUACAGUAAAGCACAUUUGCUGUGACUUAGUAUCUCUUCUUGCUGUACAGUCGAUAGAAAUUGUUAGUGUGUUGUUAGAUGUCUAUUAAUGCAUGCAGUUACAAACGUUUAUUCUUUCUCACCCUUUGCUUUGAGUCUCUUUCCUGCUUUGACCCAUACCAUGAAUUUUGUAUUUGACUUAUUCCUAAUGUUUGAUUUAGGGUGAUAAAUCUCCCGUAGCACAUGAGUGGACUUCCCUUUCUACUCAGCUCCAUACACCACCAAAAUCUACUCUGGAGGGGAAGGGGAGAAAUCCUGUUGUGUGAGUGUUAAGUUUGUUCUGCUGGCUGGGCAAGCCAAUUGGCCAACAUGGUGGCCAAAGUAGUC
Messenger RNA from Podarcis muralis (Common wall lizard), 4066 nucleotides. It is a transcript of the gene ECT2L, whose product is annotated as epithelial cell transforming 2 like. Lineage: Eukaryota; Metazoa; Chordata; Lepidosauria; Squamata; Lacertidae. Gene Ontology annotation, molecular function: protein binding; guanyl-nucleotide exchange factor activity. The record is from RefSeq and is a predicted model, not a curated record.